Rubroshorea leprosula is the source of this 846-nucleotide messenger RNA. The record is from the annotation of a GenBank genome assembly. Lineage: Eukaryota; Viridiplantae; Streptophyta; Magnoliopsida; Malvales; Dipterocarpaceae.
UCUGCUAAACAUAGAUUACUCUUCAAAUCUUCUUGUUUUUUAGGUAUUUACUUUUAGAAAAAGUAAUUGAUCAUGAGUGGGAGUACAAUGUAUGAUGAUGCGGAGCUGACUUCCCCUUCUCGGACAGUGGUCUUAGUUGGACGGACAGGCAAUGGGAAAAGUGCAACAGGGAACAGUAUCCUUGGACGGAAAGCUUUCCAAUCAAGAGCAAGCUCCUCAGGGGUUACAACUACCUGUGAACUUGAAAGUACUGUGUUAAAAGAUGGUCAGAUUAUUAAUGUCAUAGACACUCCUGGUCUGUUUGAUUUUUCUUCUGGAUCGGAAUUAAUGAAGAAAUGUAUUAAUUUGGCUAAGGAUGGCAUCCAUGCAAUCCUUGUGGUUCUCUCUGUUAGGACCCGCUUCUCACAAGAGGAAGAGGCUACGAUUUGUAGCUUGCAAAACUUCUUUGGUGUAACGUUUUUGCACAAAAGAAAAAUGGAGAGAAAAAACAGAGAAAAAAAUGAGCAGAACUUAGAACAUGACAUUGAACAUAAAAGCCAUAAACAUGGAAGGGUGCGUACAGUCACCCAACCGGAGAGAAGAAACCAUGCUCUCUUUCUCUCAAUUUUCACUCAAUUUCUUCCUUCCUUUUUAUAGAGGAAGGCUACACAUAAAAUAAUAAUAUUUUCUACCUAAAUCAAUAAUUAUUAACUAUCUUAAACAUUGACUAAAAUGAUGAAGUUUGCUGCCAUUUCUUGUGGCGCAUGUGAAGCUCCAUUGUGCUGUCACUUUGCUGCUACUGUGCAGUCAUGUUGCAGCUCUCAUGUCUUUCCAUUUGCUGCUACUUUGGCAGCUUGAACACCAUAA